Messenger RNA from Diorhabda sublineata, 2070 nucleotides. It is a transcript of the gene IntS10, whose product is annotated as integrator complex subunit 10. Bases 106 to 2037 code for a protein of 643 amino acids. Gene Ontology annotation, cellular component: integrator complex. The record is from RefSeq and is a predicted model, not a curated record. Gene Ontology annotation, biological process: snRNA processing. Lineage: Eukaryota; Metazoa; Arthropoda; Insecta; Coleoptera; Chrysomelidae. The transcript has a single exon.
ACAAUAAAGAAUUACUUAAAAAAGAAGAAUUAGGUUACACAUUUUUAUUAAAUGUAUAAACAGUGUUUGUUUUAAUAAACUCAAUUGUCGAUAUAUGUCAUAAAAAUGGAGAUAGAUUUAGAAAUAUCAGAUGAAGAAUACGUAAUCCAAAGGGCGAAGGAAUCGUUCAAGAAUAAUCCUAGUAUAGCAAAGGGAUGGAUGCUAACAGCAAAAAUAAUGUACCCUAAUAACUUUGGGGUACAAUUUGAAGCUUAUCAGAUAGAAAAGAAUGCCGGUAAUGUUAAGGAAGCUGCAAAAUGUUUUAGCGAUUUGACUAUAAAAUUCCAACAACAACCAGAACUUUGGAAAGAAAUCGAGAAACUUACGGCUGCCUUAAGAGCUGAAUCUGACAAUAACGAUCCUGAAAAACAAUUUUUAUGUGAAAUGUUUAGACAUAUAUCUUCAGAUGUGCAACACAAGCUUUUACUAUUCACAGCUGAUCAUUGUGAAGAUACAAUGGAACAUUGUCGUUUACUUUUACUCCUUUUACAAAGGUUUCCAACAGCUAUUUCUAGCAAUGCACCAAGACUAGUGGAUACUCUUAUUAGCGCCGAAAAACAUAGUGUUGAUGGUCAUUUUCCUGUAAAUCCUUACAGGAAACUCUUAGUUUGUGAUUUAUUACCGCUCCUAGCCAAUGAAAAAGUCAAAGUAGAUUUGUCUUCCAAAUUAUUGCAAAAAUUGUUGCAUAAAGCAAUUGAAUUCUAUUUUUGUUACUUAGGUUUGAGUACAAACGCUAUUCAAGAUACUGAAACGAAAAUCGAAAACCCUUGGACUAAUCUAUUUAGCGUUAUUGAAUUUAUUGGUACUCAGCUCAACUGGGAACCAUAUCUUAUAAACUUUUCAACAAACUGGACAAAAGAAGGUUAUUGGCAGAAGAUCCUAACUUUUUGUCAAACAAAAUCAAAAACUCACCCUCUGGAAGAUAAACAACUGUUAUUUUGUUUGACCAUAUUUUUUGUUUACUGCCUGUUUGAAUAUAACAGCAGCUUAACACCGGAAUCUAGUCCUGGACAAAUUCCUACUUCGUAUAUCAUGGUAGAAGCAUUUUCAGAUUCAAGUUUACCAAAUUUAGUAACAGAAACCAAAAGUAAGAAACGUAAAAGUGAUUCUGAUAUGACUCACUACUCAACUCCGACAGUAACUGUUGAAAAACCACAACUCAAAAGCAUACAAAGUAAUUUCAUGGUCUGCAUGAAUUGUUGGGAUUUACUCAGCUCCUCGGAUAAUUUAAAAAGGGAGUUUAUUAAAUUAAACGCCCAUUUAAAUGUCGAUACUUUGUUGUCCGAAUUCGUUAUAGAUUAUGCAUUGUAUAAAGGAUUAUAUGAUGAGGCAUUAAUUUUUUUACACAAAAUAACUGACAAUAGUAUAUUGCUUCAAAAAUAUAUUCGAAUUACAGGUAUACUAUAUAGUAGAAAAAACUACAGUGCUUGUUUAGAACCAAUAACUUUAGCACUGCCUCUGCUACCUUCGAAUAUAGGAAGUUUGAGUAAUAAUUUGAUUACAGGGGGCAGUCAAAAACAUUUACAUUACUUACCCGUUACAAGAAUGAGUGUACUGCAGUAUUUAAUUAAGGUGUUAUUGAGGUGUAUUAAAGAAAACUUGCCCAAACAUAAUUACCCCGAUUCAAGUAUAGGACAUAUAUUUACACUGGCACAAUUAGACUGGCCUCAAGAGGAAGACUUUAUACCCCCUUUGUUAGAACAAAUUCAGCAACGCAGAUCAUUCCAAUACCAUUUAUUUCAAAGUUAUAUCAUUAACGUUGAUAUAUUAGAAGAAUUAACGUAUUUGUGGACGAGUCAAGGUGGUCAGAUUCAGCUAGAUAUUCUGCCUCAUUUAGGACAAAGAAGAAUAGGUACGAGGGGGGCAGAUAAAGGAGUUAAAGAAGAAAUAAAACAAGCGAUCCGUAGACAAAUUUCUAGAAGUAACGAGAAGUUAGAUGAAUUGUUAAUUAGUUUUAUAUUGAAUGAAAGAGCGCAAAUUCUACAGAGUUUAAUGUAACAUGAUAUGUUUGUAAAUAAAAUUCAAUGUUGA